AUGCUGUUCAAAGUGGCUUCCGUUAAAUCUGAGAACUACAAGAAGAGCUUUUUUUCGGGCGCUGAGAAUGGCGAUCGAUGGAUUCCGAUCUUGAUCUGUCCGAGGUCGCUGGCAACGCAUGGAAGUGAAGACAUUAUGUCGCUACAGACAUCUCUGCUAAAGCUAUUCGUGUGGGGUUGUCGUGCAAAAAAGCAGAAACAAUUAGGAACGCUCAAUAUCCUUGAUCAUACUCGGCCACCAUAG
Messenger RNA from Pseudocercospora fijiensis CIRAD86, 243 nucleotides. RefSeq lists its product as uncharacterized. The record is from RefSeq and is a predicted model, not a curated record. The transcript has 3 exons. Lineage: Eukaryota; Fungi; Ascomycota; Dothideomycetes; Mycosphaerellales; Mycosphaerellaceae. Bases 1 to 243 code for a protein of 80 amino acids.